This is a messenger RNA of Cavia porcellus (domestic guinea pig), 1254 nucleotides long. It is a transcript of the gene Gsta4, whose product is annotated as glutathione S-transferase alpha 4. Gene Ontology annotation, biological process: glutathione metabolic process. The record is from RefSeq and is a predicted model, not a curated record. Bases 69 to 827 code for a protein of 252 amino acids. The transcript has 7 exons. NCBI's taxonomy places the organism in Eukaryota, Metazoa, Chordata, Mammalia, Rodentia, Caviidae. Gene Ontology annotation, molecular function: glutathione transferase activity.
GAUCUUGCACUAUCCAGAAUGCCUUGCAGCUGGGUGGGGCAUGCUAAGCGCCGCGGUCACCAUUGGUGAUGCCCGAGCCACCCGCCAGCCCGAUCCUCCGCCCCCGCGCCGACGCCAGUGCAGUCUGCAGGCCUGCCGGGUGCAGAAGCGCGAGCGCCAUGGCAGCGAGGCCCCGGCUGCACUACCCCAACGGCAGAGGCCGCAUGGAGUCCGUCCGCUGGGUGCUGGCCGCCGCCGGAGUCGAGUUUGAUGAGGAAUUUCUGGAAACGAAAGAACAGUUGCAGAAGCUGCAGGAUGGUGAACACCUGCUGUUCCAACAAGUGCCCAUGGUAGAAAUCGAUGGGAUGAAGUUGGUGCAGACCCGAAGCAUCCUCCACUACAUAGCUGAAAAGCACCAGCUCUUUGGCAAGGACCUCAAGGAGAGAACCCUGAUCGAUAUGUACGUGGAGGGUACGCUGGACCUGCUGGAAAUGCUUAUCAUGCAUCCUUUCUUAAAACCGGAAGAUCAACCAAAGGAGGUGGUUCACAUGGCCCAGAAGGCUAUCAUUAGAUACUUCCCAGUGUUUGAAAAGGUUUUACGGGGUCAUGGACAAAACUUUCUCGUUGGGAAUCAGCUGAGCCUCGCUGAUGUGAUUCUACUCCAAACCAUCUUGGCUCUGGAGGAGAAAAUUCCUAACAUCCUGUCUACAUUUCCUUUCCUCCAGGAAUACACCGUGAAGUUAAGUAACAUCCCUACAAUCAAGAGAUUUCUUGAACCUGGGAGCAAAAAGAAGCCUCCCCCUGAUGACGUCUACGUGAGAACGGUCUACAACAUCUUUAUGUCAUAAACAGGGUGGCCGUCUGUGAGAGGCAGCGGUCCCCAAGGCGGCUGUGUCCACAGUGCUGUCUUCAUUGAUCCCGACGCUGUGGUCCUGCUGUGUGUCCAGUUGGGUCCUAAAUGGAGUCUUUCCUUUCACCAGAUCCUUUUUAAAAAUAGCGCCCUGUUUUUAUCCAAUACAUCAUUGUUACAAUGCGCUCUGAAAGACAUCCCGAGGGGCUGGUGUUGGAGUUAGGUUGGGCAGGUUCCCCAUUUCCUGUAGUUAGUCCACCUGCUGACGAGGACCCGAGGUAUAAUGUCCUAACCUAAGCACCUCCCUCCUCUGCUCCUAGCUAAACCUCUCGGGCUCCCCUGGUGUGCAGUGUCUGGUAAGGAUUCACUGUGCUGUGGUGGUAAUAAUGGCAGCCAGUAUUUGCCAGAAUAAAGAAUUUACCAAA